AUGAGACCGUCAUCUCGUCUUCUCGCGUCCCAUAUCCCUAAAGUGGAAUCGUAUAUCGUAUCUUCCAAGAGAACGCCUUUCGGGGCCUAUGGAGGAAAACUCAAAGAGCUCAAGGCGUCUGAAUUAGGUGGUCUAGCGGGUAAAGCAGCUUUGGCGGAAUUGCCUUCAGGUGUGGAAGUAGAUCAAGUGUUUUUCGGUAAUGUCUCACAGUCCGAUAACUCUACACCAUACCUCGCACGACAUGUAGGACAUUUAUCGGGACUGGGGCCUACUGUACCUGCCUUGACUCUCAACAGAUUAUGUGGAUCAGGAUUCCAAGCUGCUAUAACAGCCGCUCAACAUAUCUCCCUAGGAGAAGCAGACGUAUGUCUGACAGGUGGUGCUGAAGCAAUGAGCAUGAGUCCUUUUACGAUGUCAGGUCUCUCUAGAUACGGAACAAAGUAUGGAGUUGACCUUAAGUUGGAAGAUUCCCUCGCCGCCGCUUUGGUGGAUCAAAAUCCUGGAGGUGUCAAAACCCCCAUGGGAGUCACGGCCGAGAACUUAGCUAAGAAAUACGGAAUAACAAGGGAAGAAUGUGAUAAUUUCGCUUUAAUGUCACAACAACGAUAUGCCUCCGGCCUCGCUGCUGGAGCUUUCUCAGGCGAGUUGGUACCAGUCAAGUUGAAACCUGUUAAAGGGGUACCUCAAACGCUCGAAGCAGAUGAACAUCCCCGACCUCAAACUUCCAUUCAAUCCUUACAGAAACUGCCAUCGGUUUUCAUCAAGGAGACCGGAGUAGUCACUGCCGGUAAUGCAUCAGGUAUAUGUGAUGGAGGAGCAGCCAACAUCGUGAUGUCCGAAUCGUCCCUGCAGAGAUACGGCGUGAAGCCCCUUGCUAGGAUCGCAGCGUACAGUUGGAGUGCAUGUGAACCUGAAAUUAUGGGUAUAGGUCCUGUCGUAGCUGUUCGAAAUGCCUUGGAGAAGGUUGGUAAGACAAUAGGUGAUAUGGAUAUUAUUGAGGUCAAUGAGGCAUUCGCAGCUCAAUGGUUAGCUGUACAAAGGGAAUUGGAAUUACCGACUGAAAAGACCAACAUGUUUGGUGGGGCCAUUGCUCUGGGUCAUCCAUUAGGUGCGAGUGGUGCGAGGAUCCUCGCCAAUCUUACUCAUAAUCUCCAUCGACUCGAUAAGAAGUGGGCUUUGGGUGCCGCUUGUAUAGGUGGUGGACAGGGUAUAGCAGUGGUCCUGGAGAGAUGCUAA
This is a messenger RNA of Kwoniella botswanensis, 1236 nucleotides long. RefSeq lists its product as uncharacterized. The transcript is spliced from 9 exons. The record is from RefSeq and is a predicted model, not a curated record. Gene Ontology annotation, cellular component: mitochondrion. NCBI's taxonomy places the organism in Eukaryota, Fungi, Basidiomycota, Tremellomycetes, Tremellales, Cryptococcaceae. Gene Ontology annotation, molecular function: acyltransferase activity, transferring groups other than amino-acyl groups. The coding region runs from base 1 to 1236 and encodes 411 amino acids.